This is a messenger RNA of Salvia splendens (bonfire salvia), 4055 nucleotides long. RefSeq lists its product as uncharacterized. The record is from RefSeq and is a predicted model, not a curated record. The transcript has 23 exons. Gene Ontology annotation, biological process: positive regulation of transcription by RNA polymerase II. Bases 1 to 3630 code for a protein of 1209 amino acids. Gene Ontology annotation, cellular component: nucleus. NCBI's taxonomy places the organism in Eukaryota, Viridiplantae, Streptophyta, Magnoliopsida, Lamiales, Lamiaceae. Gene Ontology annotation, molecular function: histone binding; chromatin binding; acyltransferase activity, transferring groups other than amino-acyl groups.
AUGAUGCAGCUCAUGGACGACGUCGAGCCAACGACGAUAACCAAAGGCACUGUAGGGGAGGUAACCCCUAGUAGUCACUUUAGCCAAAUAUUUCCUCAACCUCUUGAUGUGCUUGGUGGGGAAAAUGGUGGUUGUGGAGAGAUUACAUCAGCGUGUUCCUGGAAUUCCUUCGCUGAUGGAAAGUUUCGUGAAGAACACAAUAAAUCUUGUGUGGUUCUUGAAAUUCCGAAGCAUGUUAGACCCACUGGUAUCAGAAAGAUUACAUUUAAAUUCAGUAAACCGAAAGACGAAUGUGAUUCUGACCUAUCUGUUAAGCCCUUGGCUGAUGACAAAUUUAAUGAGGACCUUUAUGAUAAUCAAAUAUCCCUAUCUGCUGCUGAUGGUUUCCAUUGCUUCCAAAAUGAUGACUGGAUUGCUUUGGAGAACUCAAAGGUAAAAUUAGGCAUAGUUGAUGGAGAGUGUCUUGACCCAAGAAGUCCUUCCUCUUGUCCUCCUAACAUGGAACUGAGGAUGUCUAAGAAAAUAAUUCCAAAUAAUUACCCUUCAAAUGUUAAGAAGCUUUUGUCCACUGGUAUAUUGGAAGGAGCUUGGGUUAAGUAUUUAUCUAUGUCCGGCGAGGAGCUUCCAGGAAUUAUAAAAAGCGGCGGAUACUUGUGUGGUUGCUGUGUUUGCAACUUCUCCAAAGUGGUUAGUUCCUAUGAGUUUGAACAUCACUCUGGUAGCAAGACAAGACAUCCAAAUAAUCACAUAUACUUGGAGAAUGGGAAGCCGAUUAAUAGCAUAAUUGAAGAACUCAAAAAUGCUCCUCUCAGCUCAGUGGAUACAGUGAUAAAGGCUAUUGCUGGUUCUUCUUUAAAUGAGGAAUACUAUCAGCGUUGGAAAGGAAUGAUAUGUGCUAAGAUAAGAAUAGAUUCCAACCAACACUUCAUCGAAAUAUCUUGGAGGCAUUGUUUCUUGGGUACCGGUACGAGUUAUGUAUGUACUGCGGUUGACAGUGAUCAAAGUGUGUUUUAUAUGUUCAAUGCGGCUCUAAAUUCUACUCGGCAUAUUGAAUUAUUUGUUGAGUAUUCGUCUGUUGGAAAUGCCUUAAUCCCACCAAUUGUUGAUCAUGGUGUUGGAUCAUCUACGAGGUUUGAACCUAUGAGCAUCGACUGCGGUAUGAAUGAGCAAACAGACGUUGCAGAUGUUGGAUUGAAUACUCAAGAGAAUGUACAAGAGCAUGCUGAUGUUGAUGUUGUACGAGGAGACCUUGAAGAUCCAGAAUUGUCGUCAUCAUCGUCUGAUGAUAUUUUAAGUGAUGAUUCCGAAACUGGCGACAGUUGGGAGUGGUUUUUGGAUCAUGUCAGAAUUCAUGUGGUGCAGUACGAAAGGGAGGUAUGCAUCAUUUCGGAUAGGCACAAAGGAAUCCUCAAGGCUAUGCGUUCAGAUGAAUGGAAAAAGCCGCCGAUAUGUCACCACAAAUUUUGUUUGAUCCAUGUGAGGAAAAAUAUCUUGACAAAACUAAAGGGUAAGGGAGGAAAAGCAAAAGGCAUGAUAUGGGCAUUGGGUGUCACAACUCAAGUACGCAAGUACGUGAGAAGGCGACGUGCACUACGGGAGGAAAGUCUUAUUGCGAUACACGAGCUCAACAAAGCCAAAAAAGAGAACUGGUCUCUUUGCUACGAUGAUGAACUGAGAUGGGGGGUGCCCUCGACAAACAUGUCAGAGAGCUACAACAACGUACUGAGAGGUGUAAGAGACUUGCCAAUAAGAGCUUUGGUUGAUCUGACAUUUUGGCGAACAGUUGAAUGGUGGGCAGAUAGAAAGACAGAAAUACAACAAAACCGAAGGCAGGUCAUCACCCAGAGGCAUCCUUGUCUGGUUGAUCAGCGCGGUCAUCAGCAAACCGCCUUGCUUUGUCUCUGUGGAAGAAUCUGGUAUCCAUCCCAACAGAUCGCGGCACUUGCUGGUCCAAUCUGGAAAGUUGUCAUGAUAGUCACAACCCGUGAAAACGACGCCAUCCGCCCUCAAGCCCCAGAUGGCUUGCACAUCUUCCAAGCAAGUCUCAUACACGGACAUGAUGUAGCCUGUGGAGAUAGCGCACACCAGUAUUGUGGCAUGUCGCACUCCACCAACUCUGCAAGACACUCUACUGAAGGCAUCACUUAUCCUGAUGCAUAUCUCCAUUCUAGUGUAACAACCUUUAAUCAGCAAGGCUAUGUAGAGGCCCUAGUUGAACAGAAGCAUCCAGUCAAGAAGCCAAGACAUAACCACUCUGGCUCUUUUUGGGAGCAUAAGAAGACCACAGAAGGUAGAAACAAAAAAAGGGACAACGAUUUGCACAAAUUGCUUUUUAUGCCGAAUGGACUGCCAGAUGGGACCAGUUUGGCUUAUUACUCUAAAGGAAAGAGGAUUCUUGGGGGUUACAAGCAGGGAAAUGGCAUAGUCUGUAGUUGUUGUAACUUUGAGAUUAGUCCAUCCCAGUUUGAGGCUCAUGCUGGGUGGGCAGCUAAACGUCAACCCUAUCGUAAUAUAUAUACAUCCUCUGGAUUAACACUUCAUGACAUAGCCUUGAUGUUGGCAAAUGGCCAAAGUCUUCCAUCUAGUGGAAGUGAUGAUAUGUGUGCAGUAUGCGGAGAUGGUGGUGAACUUAUUAUAUGCAAUGGAUGCCCUCGAGCUUUUCAUAUUGCUUGUUUAGAUUUAGAGUGUCUCACGGAAGAUGAAUGGUAUUGUCCACAUUGCAAGGAUAGACUAAGUUCUGGUAGAAAAGCAUCUGCAGAAUCAAGAGCAAUUAUCCUUAGACUAAAGAGAGUGGUAAAGGCACCAGAAUUUGAGCCUGGUGGCUGUAUCAUCUGCAGGUCACAGGACUUCAGUGCUGUGAAGUUUGAUGACCGAACAGUGAUAAUAUGCGAUCAAUGUGAGAAGGAAUAUCAUGUUGGUUGUUUACGUGAGUCUGAGAUGUGUGAUCUGAAAGAACUUCCUGAGGAUAAAUGGUUUUGUUGUGAUGACUGCUUUAAGAUUUUCGAAGCACUACAGACUUUGGCUUCUGGUGAACCUGAGAUAAUUCCAGCCGCAGUGUCAUCUGCAGUAUAUAAGAAGCAUGCAACAAUUGGUUUGAAUUAUAGGUAUAUGAAUGAGAUCCAAUGGUGCAUUCUGAGUGGAAAAAGUCGAGCUCAGGGGCAUCUAAUGUUGCUCUCUCAAGCUGCAGCAAUUUUUUGCGAAUGCUUUGACCCAAUUGUUGCAAAAUCUGGUCGGGAUCUUAUACCAGUUAUGGUGUAUGGAAGGAACAUAUCUGGGCAAGAGUUCAGUGGAAUGUAUUGUGUGGUUUUAAUUGUGAACUCUAUUGUUGUAUCAGCUGCUCUCCUCAGAAUAUUUGGAAAAGAUGUUGCUGAACUUCCAUUGGUAGCUACUGAUAGAGAAAAUCAAGGAAAAGGCUAUUUUCAAGCGUUGUUUUCUUGCAUUGAGAGAUUCCUAUCAUCUAUGACCGUGAAACAUCUGGUGCUUCCUGCUGCUGAGGAAGCUGAACCAAUGUGGACGAAUAAGUUAGGCUUCAGGAAAACGAGCCAUGAGAAAAGGCUGAAGUACACGAGAGACUAUCAGCUAACAAUUUUCAAGGGGACAUCCUUGUUAGAGAAGGAAGUACGUCCAUAGUGGACAAUUUUGGGAGAUAUGUUGAGUGCAGCAACUAGGCUAUUGAGUCUCACAUGUCACAUCCCACGAUGGAUACAUGGAUGUGCCGCAUUCAUCUGAAAGCACAAGUCUGCUAUGCAUGCGGCUUUCAUCCGAUGAUGAAUGGAUGAGGCACUCCACCUAUAUACAGAGAUAAGAGCGAACCUUCAUUGUGAUCAGGUAGUUGGAUGUUUUAGCAUUGUGGUAUGAUACUACUUCCUUCUUCCCUACAGAAACAGUAGUGAAUUUGUUGCAAAAAUUUAUCCAAGCAUGCUUACCCUUUUUAAUCGGCAUGCGGGAUAGCUAUAACCCCACACCCCUUUUCCUAUCCUGGUUAGGGAGGGAAAGGAUAUUGAUAUGAUGGCCAAGUGUUCUGUUUCAUUUCAUUUAUACAUUGACUGUGAGGA